Diorhabda carinulata is the source of this 3079-nucleotide messenger RNA. Its product is annotated as zinc finger protein OZF-like. The transcript has 3 exons. Gene Ontology annotation, cellular component: nucleus. The record is from RefSeq and is a predicted model, not a curated record. Lineage: Eukaryota; Metazoa; Arthropoda; Insecta; Coleoptera; Chrysomelidae. The coding region runs from base 154 to 1836 and encodes 560 amino acids.
GUUAUGAUUUCUAAAAAGAAGAAGAAUUUAUCCCUACGUUUAUUCGAGUAUAUAAUCCAUAAUCUUAGCGUUUAUUUCACCAGAUUUUAAUUAACAUCGAUUAUUCGUUCAAAUAACAAUAAUCUAUUAUUAGUUUCAUAUAAUCCAAACACAAUGGAUUUGGAGCAACAAGUUAUCAAAGACGAAAUAGACAUUCAAAAUGAUGUUUUUUGUAAUAUGGAUAUUAAACAAGAAUUUAGUGACGAUCUUGAUGAAGCCGCUUUUCAAAAUAUGAAGACUAAUAUUGAUAUAAUUAAACAAGAAUUACAUGACGAAUUAAACGAAGCUGAAAUAUGUAGAGAAUCUAUGGUUUCAUUUGUACCCAAAACAAAGAGAGUUAGCUCUCUUAAGGUUAAUAUACCCAACAUUCGAAACCAAUUUAAAUACUCUGGAAUACGAAAUAAAGCAAAAGGACUAAUUAAAAAUGGCCAACACCUAAAUUCAGAUUCUAUUGCUGGGAUUAUAAUUUGUAAAUUAUGCGGAAAUUUAUUCAAAGAAUUGAGAGAAUUUGUUUGUCAUUUCUAUACAAAUCAUUAUGUAAAUAAGAAAAAAUCACACUAUAAAAUGGAGUUGCACCAGAAAAAUCUAUGUUAUAGAAGAAUGCAAGUAACUAACUCUGCCAUUGCAAGAACUCUUGAUGAAGAUGUUAAAAAUGAAAUUGAAGUAGUUGAACAUGAUUUGAAAGAGGAGAAAGAUACCAGUUUCACUGAUAAUUUCAAGUUGAGUUUAGAUGAUAGUGAGAAAUUGGAGAAAAGCGAAGGACGUUUGCUUGCUUAUACAAAAGAAAAGCUAUUUAAAUGUAAUAUUUGUUUCAAGACUUUCCAAAAAAAAACUCAAUUGAAUUCACACUCACGUAGUCACAUAGGUGAAAAAACAUUGAAGUGUCACAGUUGCUUGGAAUCUUUUCCAUGGAAAACUAAUUUAAUUAAUCAUGUGUGUAUCCACCCAAGAGAAAAAACAUAUAAAUGUAACAUUUGUUUAAAAAAAUAUUCAGGGAAACAUUUAUUAAAUGUGCAUUUGCUUACUCACAAAGUACUGAAGCCAUUCAAAUGUGACAUUUGCACAAAAAGUUUUACACAUAAAAGUAAUUUGAAUGAACAUUUGCGUUGCCACACUGGAGAAAAACCAUUCAAAUGCGACACCUGCUUGGAAUCUUUUUCAUGGAAAUCUAAUUUAAAUAACCAUAUGCGUAUCCACACAGGAGAAAAGCCAUUCAAAUGUGACAUUUGUUUAAAAAAAUUUUCAUGGAAACAUUUAUUAAAUGUGCACUUGCUUAGUCACACAGGACUAAAGCCUUUCAAAUGUGACGUUUGCUCAAAAAGUUUUACACAGAAAAGUAAUUUGAAGGAACAUUUACGUUGUCACACCGGAGAAAAACCAUUCAAAUGCGAUAUUUGCUUGGAAUCUUUUUCAUGGAAAUCUAAUUUAAAUAACCACAUGCGUAUCCACACAGGAGAAAAACCAUAUGAAUGUGACAUUUGCUUAAAAAAGUAUUCACGGAAAAAUUUAUUAAAUGUGCAUUUGCUUAGUCACACAGGACUAAAGCCAUUUAAAUGUGAUGUUUGCUCAAAAAGUUUUACACAGAAAAGUAAUUUGAAGGAACAUUUACGUUGUCACACCGGAGAAAAGCCAUUCAAAUGCGACACUUGCUUGGAAUCUUUUUCAUGGAAAUCUAAUUUAAAUAACCAUAUGCGUAUCCACACAGGAGAAAAACCAUAUAAAUGUGACAUUUGUUUUAAAAAAUAUUCAAGGAAAAAUUUAUUAAAUGUACAUUUACGUUGCCACACUGGAGAAUAACCAUUCAAAUGCGACAUUUGUUUGAAUACUUGCAUGGAAAGUUAGUUUAAUUACACAUCUGUGCAUACACAUAGGAGGAAAACCAUAUGAAUUUAAUAUUUGUUUAAAGAAUUUCACAAGAAAAAAUCAAUUGAAUAUUCAUUUGCGUAGUUACACAAAUGAAAAUACAUUCAAAUGUGACAUUUGUUUGAAAAGUUUCACACAGAAGUCUCAAUUGAAUUCACACUCACAUAUUUACACGGGAGAAAACAGUUCAAGUGUGACACUCUUUUCCAUGGCAAAAUAAAUUAACCAUGUACUUAUCCACACAGGAGAAAAGCCAUAUAAAGGUAACAUUUGUUAGAAAAAAAUUCUCAGCUUAGAAGUGAAGCAAUUGGUUGCUGUAUUGCAAUAAAUUAAGUCUACCUCUCGUAGCAGUGAAAGUAUAAGUAUAAUGGUUUAUUUUUUUUAUUUAUUAUAAGACUAAGUGAAAAUGGAUCUUAAUGAAGAGCAAAUGCUUCUUCUUAAUCUUCUGUAUAUAUACAUGUAUUUUUUUACAUAGCUGUAAAGUAAAUAUAUUCUGUCAAAAAAAGUCAAAAUAAUUUUUAGAGAAUCGGAUAAAUUUUGUUUGUUAUCAACGCCGCAAUUUUCCGCAGGCUUUGGAAGACGUCAAUUGCCACGUCCAGUAUUUGUUAACUUCAAGUGUGACAAUUACUUUAUACACAUUUUAGGUUAUAAUAUCGAUAAAAACCACGAAAAAAAUUAAAAUACUGUUUUAAGUGUAUUGUAUUGUACCAGAAUAUAAAAACUCUAUUAGAAGGACACCCGAUUAAGUGUUUUUUCAAGUUCCAAGACAUGCGAAAAUAAGAAUGCAAUGGUGUAAGGUUAUGAGAGUAGAUAAAGCAUCUUCAAAAUCAUGUUUGCAUUGUUGUGAAGAUCAUUUUAAUGUCGAGGAAUAAACAGAAAAUUAUGUACAAUAUGAGAUUAUGAAACAUUUCUUCAUAAAUUGAUACAUGUGUUAAUGCAGAUAGAAUAAACUUUGACAAAGCUGUGCAAGUGGUGUCGCUACUUAGUUAUUCGCCCUAGUAGUUUAUUCAAAUGCAGUCCACUUCUGAUUGCUUAAUAGUAGGCGACCUAUGAUUCUAAUGCUACUCAAGCAUCUCUGAAGACACUGAUAUUGGUUUCUUGGUUGGUUUCAUAACUGUAUUAUUUUGUUAUAUAUAUAAAUCACGUCCAAUUAAUUAAAAUAUGUUUAUAAAAUAAA